Molecule: messenger RNA, 2119 nt
Organism: Aureobasidium vineae
Lineage: Eukaryota; Fungi; Ascomycota; Dothideomycetes; Dothideales; Saccotheciaceae
Source: the annotation of a GenBank genome assembly
ACCAGCAACGAUGUCGGAAUUUGCACCAGUCAUCGUCAUUGACGGCAAGGGACAUUUGCUCGGUCGCUUGGCCAGCACUGUCGCCAAGCAGCUCCUGAACGGCCAGAAGAUCGUUGUUGUCCGCUGCGAGGCCCUCAACAUCUCUGGAGAGUUCUUCCGCGCUAAGCGUACGUCCACCACCCACAACCGCACGAACCCGAUCGCCGCCAGCACCUUCGCACAUCGAACGCUCUACCGAACACCAACCUGGCGGCAAUCGCUUUCCUGCGCAAGCAGACGCGUUACAACGCUUCCCGUGGUGAUGUUCUGGCGCACCGUCCGUGGCAUGAUCCCUCACAAGACUGCCCGUGGUGCCGCCGCUCUGGAGCGCCUGAAGACCUUCGAUGGUGUUCCUCCNCCUUACGACCACAAGAAGCGCAUGGUCGUUCCCCAGGCCCUCCGCGUCCUCCGCCUCAAGCCCGGCCGCAAGUACUGCACCGUCGGCAGACUCGGCCACGAGUUCGGCUGGAAGUACCAGGACGUUGUCGCCAGACUCGAGGAGCGCAGAAAGGUCAAGGGUGCUGCCUACUACGAGCGCAAGAAGGCCGCUCGCCGUUCGCUGGCCGAGGCCCAGAAGACCGCCAAGGUCGACGAGAAGUUCCUACCAUCUCCGUUCUCUUCACGAAAAGUCGAAAUCUGCAACAACCAUCAACUCUCACCUACCUUCUUUCUACCACGCGCAGCAACCAUCGAACCGGAUGCUCCCGCAAUAUAUCAUGUAACUGCAAACAAGAAGGUUUUGAGACGAAACUAUCAGGAAUUUGCAGAUCGUGCUAGAGGUCUUGCAUACUACCUGAGACGUCAUGGAUACAAGCGAGUAGGCGUUCUUUGCCCCAACACUCCUGCGUUUCUGGAAGCUAUCUUUGGAAUCGCAGCUGCAGGAUCAGUCAACGUUGGCGUCAACUACCGGUUGCAAUCGGGAGAUAUCACUUACAUAUUUGAGCAUUCUGAAGUGGACAGCAUCAUCGUUGAUGCCGAGUUUGUUCAUCUUUUGGACAACUUCAGAGCAGCGCAUCCUGAAGUCAAGAUCAUAGUUGAUACCGAUACGGAUGCUACGGAAGGACAACUCUCUGGUCCGUUUGAUGAAGCAGUUCUCGAAGGCCUGAAAUAUGACACCGAGACUGGUUCCAGAGGUUGGGCAGAUCUUGAACACACUACCCCCGACGAGAACUCUCUGUUAGCAUUGGCAUAUACUUCGGGGACAACCGCACGUCCCAAAGGCGUAAUUUUCACCCACAAGGGUGCCUAUCUAGCAGCUCUCGCGAACAUUGUUGAAUCUGGUCUCAACUAUCAUGGGUCGCAACGCGCACACUAUCUCUGGACACUGCCUCCGCCGUCGGCUCAUCUGUUCAAGACCAUGGAGAACUUGAAUUUGCAGCCAGUGCAUACGUAUGGCCCCAUCACCAAAGGUUACCACAUGCAAUCGUGGAGUCAGCUUCCAGGAGACGAAAAGUAUGCCAAAAUGGCCCGUCAAGGUCAUGGAUUUGUCACUUCCAUGCCUGCACGCGUUAUAAGAACAGACGUUCCAGACGACCAUAUCGAAGACGUCGAGAGAAAUGGCAAAGAUAUUGGUGAGAUCGUCUUCUACGGCAAUAUCUGCUCAAAGGGCUAUUACAAGGACGAUGAAGCUACCAGAAAGCUAUUUGCUGGCGGGGUUUUGCACACUGGUGAUCUCGCUGUUAUGCAUGAAGACGGUGCCAUUCAAAUCCUCGACAGGGCCAAGGAUAUCAUCAUCUCAGGUGGAGAAAACAUCUCUAGCGUUGCUCUAGAGUCCAUGCUAGUUACUCAUCCAGAGAUACUUGAAGCAGCAUGCGUGGCAGUGCCUGAUAGUCAUUGGGGCGAACGUCCACUAGCCUAUGUCACCGCAAAGAAAGAAAGCCUCAGAGGCGAGGAAGUAAUCGAAUGGGCCAGAAAUCAGAGCAGCAUCAGCCGGUUCAUGGUUCCCAGGGAAGUCGUUAUAGUUGCAGAGUUGCCAAAGACAAGCACAGGGAAGCUGAAGAAGAAUGAGUUGCGAGAAUGGGCCAAGAAAGGGCAGAAGGGGUGUAAACGGAAGUGGGACUUCCGCAGCCGGACGGGAUCG